Molecule: messenger RNA, 1326 nt
Organism: Protopterus annectens (West African lungfish)
Lineage: Eukaryota; Metazoa; Chordata; Ceratodontiformes; Protopteridae
Exons: 1
Coding region: 1-1326 (441 amino acids)
Source: RefSeq, a predicted model, not a curated record
AUGGCGAAUGGAACCGGAGCGGCUUCACCUAACUUGUUUUCGCAAGAAGCGAUUCUCACUGAGAGCCAAGAUAACGUUAUUGGAAAUCUCACUGCCCUUGUACAAGUUCUUUUAGGGCGGGUGGAUUCCUUAACCCAAAAAGUUGAAGCUUCCGGCUUUAACAGGAUACAUCAAACUAAUGGUUUACUAAGCAGACCCGGGGAAGCUAAUAGCGGCUGCAUUAACAACUCUACACCUGGAGAAGCUGCUGGCAUUAGUCCGAACCACGCUAGACCCAGGGAAGUGGCUACAAGUCCUGUCAACAUUACGCAAGCUGGUAAUAACAACUUUUUGGACAAUUCUAAUUCGGUAGCUUUAAAUAAUACUGAAGGAAAUGCCAAUUUAGCAGUACCGCUUCCACACAAUGAUGUGCUUGGUCAGGAAGCGUUGUUACCUUCUAUGGCAUCCUUUCUUAACAAAAGAAAUUUUUUUGGUACAAUGAAUGACAGUAAUAUACAAACUGAUAGUAACAAUGAGCAACCUGGCAACAUUUUAUCUAACAGUAUUAACGAAUUCGACCUUAAGUUGUAUAAAUGCAGGAAAUUGCAACUAGAGGUCGCUUACCUAGAGGAAUGUAUUGGUAAAAAAAUUAUACCGAAAGGAUUGCGCCAGUGGCGCUAUCCAGCCGGUUUGGUUGAGAAUUCUACAUUUCAUCGUGAAUUGAUUGAUUUGUUUGAUCGCCAGGGGCUCGAAUUUCUAAAGUCCCUCAUUAAUUUUUACAACACAGACAUUGGUAAUUUAAAAUCUGAUUUGGAGAGCCUUGAACAUGUCAUUAAGAGUCACAAGGACUUUCCUAGAUAUAAAUAUGAAUAUUGUAGGGUGUUUACAAGCAUUGAGGCAACAAUGGACAAAUUGUUAAUUACUAAAAAGAGAAAAAUAGCCCGAGAUUUGAAGGAUUAUUCUAACAACAAGGCUUACCCCAAACCUCCACCUUUGGCGUCUACUGCCUCAUUGAACAAUACAGUGACAUAUAAUGACAAUGAUAAUGACAACAGAAGUGAGAUAAUUCAGGUCCCUUCUCAUAGUACCUUUUCCAAUGAAAAUGAGGAGGUUCAACCUUUAAGGCGGAGUGAAAGAUUAAUCAACAACAAUAACAAUAGUGACAGCAGAGCAAAUAAUGCUAAUAGUAAUAAUAAUCAAAACAGGCUUUCUAAUAACAACGCUAAUGUGAAUGAUGGACAGAACCAGCGGGGUUUUCGUUCAAACACCAAUGCUCAACAAACCAAUCGGCAAAACAACCGCAACCAACCUCAAACGAGAAACAAAAGGAGGCAGAGAAGGAGAUAG